UUCACUUUCUAUUUUCUAAGAGAUCCACCAUUAACAUCAAAUCAAAACCAAACCAUUAUCGCGCGACAUUCUUCCCUUCUCUUGCUUCAUCAAUCUCCUCCCAACUAAACCUUCUUGGAUUCUCUCUCCGUCUGCGCUCUUUCUCUCUCUCUCUCUAAAGAUUGGAUCUUUAGGCGUCAGAUUCACUUCCUCUUCUUUCUUUCUUUCCCUUUUUCCCCCCUCCACCAAAAAUCAUUACCCAGAAUCUCUCCUCAGUUAUCUCGCAUUCCCUUUGUCGGAAAUCAGGCAUCUAUUCUGGGUUAGUUUCUGGACAUUACAGUGGUCCGAUUUCUUUUGCAGAUUUGAUCUGGAUUAGUCUCCGACGAAAAUGCCGUUCCAGAUUCUGACUUCUCACCUCCCCACAGCCUUCCAAGGAGCAGUGGAUCUGCUCACAUUCUCGAGAAUCUAGGGUUUCGAAAGAGAGAGGGGGUCGCUGGUUUUGGGAACACGCACCCUUAAAUCCGCAAUGUUCAAGCAAAUCUUGAGUAAGCUCCCGAGGAAAUCCUCCAAAUCGGAGCCACCCGAGUUUAGCUCCAUCGAAUCGCCGUCUCCGGUUCGAUCCAACAGCGCCGGCUCGGCGAAAUCGAAUGGGCCGAAGCGGACUUCAUCAGCAGUGUUCCCGUCCAGUGUCGUCGCCGGCAUUGAGCCGCUGGUGCCAUUCAGAGACGUACACAAUGCGGAGAAGAUGAACCUCUUCGUAAGCAAAGUAAGCCUCUGCUGUGUAACUUUUGAUUUCUCUGACCCAACUAAGGAUACCCUAGAGAAGGAUGUAAAGAGGCAGACUUUGCUCGAGCUUGUAGAUUUUGUGGCUUCUGGGUCGAUGAGGUUCACCGAGCCAGCCAUUCUAGCUAUGUGUAGAAUGUGUGCUGUUAACUUGUUCAGGGUUUUCCCUCCGAGUUACAGGUCUCACUCUGGCAAUGGUGGUGGUGAAAAUGAUGAUAGUGAUGAGCCAAUGUUUGAUCCCGCUUGGCCACACUUGCACAUUGUCUAUGAUUUGCUGCUUAGGUUCAUAACUUCCACUUGCCUGGAUGCUAAAAUAGCCAAGAAGUACAUAGACCACUCGUUCAUACUGAGGUUACUUGAUUUGUUCGAGUCCGAGGAUCCCAGGGAAAGGGAGUGUCUAAAGACCAUAUUACACAGGGUGUAUGGGAAGUUCAUGGUGCAUAGGCCUUUCGUUCGCAAGUCGAUCAGCAAUAUAUUCUAUAGGUUUGUGUUAGAGACCGAGAAGCAUAAUGGGAUUGCUGAGCUGCUGGAGAUUUUCGGGAGUGUAAUAAGUGGUUUUGCUUUGCCCCUUAAAGAGGAGCACAAGCUGUUUCUGUGGAGGGUUUUGAUUCCUUUGCAUAAGCCAAAGUCUCUUGGGGUUUACUUUCAGCAGCUCUCUUAUUGCAUAACGCAGUUUAUUGAGAAGGAUCCCAAGUUGGCUAGCAUGGUGAUGAACAGAGUGUUGAAGUACUGGCCUGUAACGAACAGCCAGAAGGAGGUGAUGUUCUUGGGAGAGGUGGAAGAGAUUUUGGAAGCUAUUAACAUGGUUGAAUUCCAGAAAGUUAUGGUUCCCCUGUUCUGGAGGAUUGGUUGCUGCAUGAACAGCUUUCACUUCCAGGUGGCUGAACGCGCCCUUUUCUUGUGGAACAACGACCAAAUCGUGAACUUGAUAGCACACAACCGGCACGUGAUCCUGCCUAUCAUAUUUCCAGCAUUGGAGAAGAAUGCACAGAACCAUUGGAACCAAGGAGUGCUUAACUUAACUCUCAACAUUAGGAAAAUGUUCUCGGAGAUGGACGAACAGCUCUUCCUAUCGUGCCUUGCCCAGUUCAAGGACGAAGAAGAACAGCUGAGUGUUUUAGCUGAGAAGAGGAAGGAAGCGUGGCAACGCCUGGAGAAUGCAGCGAGCCUGAAGCCUAUAACUGGAAACACUGCUGUUCUAGUAACCCCUCUGGCAACCAAGAUCACAUGUUGACAGUAGUAGGCAUCAGUGGGUGGCAUCCUAAUUGCUGUUGUAGGAUAUAUUCUUUCUUUUGUUUUGCUGGUGGUUUCCUUUUUUUCUUGUUGGUGCUAUGACCGCCCGUUGUUGUAUAACUAAGUAGCUCCUGAUCUUCUGUAUCUUAAGCUUGUUCUCCACCAUUUGUAGCAAUGCCCUGCUGUAUUGGAUUCUGUUUAGCGUUCCCUUUUGUAAGCUUAUGAGAAGGGUAAAGAAAUGGGCCAUGCAGUAAACCAUUGGCUUAUUUUUCUUCCUCUUGUUGUCAAUAGAGAGUCGCACUGACCUUUUGAACAAUCUUCUUCCCAUUCACAAUGAAGGGAAAGAGUGCCC
Messenger RNA from Linum trigynum, 2347 nucleotides. Lineage: Eukaryota; Viridiplantae; Streptophyta; Magnoliopsida; Malpighiales; Linaceae. The record is from the annotation of a GenBank genome assembly.